ACUAGCUUUCAAAAGGCAGUGCUUUGUGUGUCCGGACACACACGUUCUCGUAAUCAGCACUGAGAUCAUCAUGGCAGCUGAGGGAAAUCCUAUUUGCGGUGGAGUUAUGUUGCUCCACACUGAACGUAAAGGGAAACACUCGUAUGAAGUUAAUGGCUUUUUUAACUAUAACAAAGGAAAUUUUGCAAGCAUCGGAGAUAAAGUUCUAAUGAUAAACAACACAGAUGUGGAGGAUUUGAUUCCACAGGCUUUUGCUGAGCUUUUGGCUGAAGGGUGCCCCUUACUUACCAUACAUCAUUCAUCCAAAAUGGCAAAUGAAAAGUGUGAAUCUGAGGAAAUCGUUGUACGUAAAAAGGAGCCGACGGUCAUGAGAUUUAGCAUGAUGAUGGUAAGAGAGGAAGAGCUGGAAGCAACUGAAGUUCAGCCAUCGCUAGAUUGGGAAGACAGAGUCAUUGAAGACGACUGUUUCAGUGAAGACAAUCUUCUGCUUGUCUCCAUGGCUGAGACGAGCUUUAGUGUGGUCGUUGGUCGGGGCUGUGAUCCUGACAGCCCUUGCAACAGCUGUGGAGGAAUGAAUUGCCAGUUUAAUGAAGUUGUUGUCCUGCCUGCGACAGCUGAGAUUACCUUUAAUUCUUCAAGGAUUUUGAUGCAGAUUAAACAGCGGAAAAAUCUGUUCUUGCAGAGUUUCUUGUUGAAAAAGUAUGUCACCCCAGAGAAUCAGCAUAUGCUUUUGAAAGACACAAUGUCAGCACAAAUCACCCUCUACUAUUAUACGAUCACAAUGGACCAUGAAGGCGUUCCUGUUGUGCUGAACUGCAGUGGCACAGAAAACUUCUUCUGCUGUACCACCAAGCAAGGUGAAGAUAAGAAGAUUUUGACAGUCACUAGCCAUAAUAAAAAGGACCUGAAAAGCAUCUGUCCCGAUGACCGAGAAAAAUGGUCCCUUGUAUUUUUCAUGUCUUCUGGGAAAGAUAAUCUCCGGCGUUUUGAGUCAGCUCUUUACCGAGGAUGGUUCAUCUACACAGAAAGGGUAAAUAAUAGAGAAGUGGACAUGCAUAAAGUAGAUCAGCUGGACAGUAAGAAAGACGGUGCGUUCUCAUUCAUAAUUCUGAGUGAGCGUGGGUCAUUGUACAUUUUAUAUUACUGCUUAGCAUCAGGAAUGAUGCAAGUGCCAGGUUUGUCUUUGAACUGUACGCUCGUGUUUUCCCCUCCAACACACCAUCACACGCAUCAGUAUUUCCAGCCAAACCUUACGUUUUGGUGUACUACUCACAACUUCCUCUUCCUACCGCAUGAGAGCUUUGACAUUAGAAAAAGCAGCAAUCAGAGGCAGAGCUCUCACAUCGUUUAUAUCAGCACAGAGAUCAACAUGGAAGUACAGACUGUAUGUCAUAUGAACACUGAAAAAACAGAAGAGUGUCAACCGGAGACCUCCUCAAGCAAUAAAAAGAUGUUGAAAUUCAUGAGAUUCAGCCUGUCGAUUGAAGAUACUGAGCCUGAGGAAUCAUCAAAUCCGAAACCAGAGAAGGACACUGAGGACGAAGUUGAUCAUUCGUUUCAUUCGCGGACAACAAUGUGCUUAAACCUGAUUGAUCAAGAGUGUGAUGCUGACAACCUUUCCUGCAAAUGUGAUUUAAUCUCUAAUGACAGCAAGAUCACUGCAGAGACAGCUAACAUUGCCUACAUCUCUGAACAAAUUUGGAAAGUAAUUAAAGAACAAAACAAUUUGUUCCUGAAGACGCCUGAAGGAUGCAAGUAUGUUGCAUCGAAACAGAACGAGAUAUGUCUGGAGAACACCAUGUCAGCAAAAAUCACCAUCUUUCACGGCACCUUCCUUGGCAUGGUCCCCAGCGACAAAAACUUAGGUGUUCCUGUUAUGCUGAAGUUCACAGACACAAACAAAUUCCUUUGCUGCACCAGCCAAGGAGAUGAAAUGAUAUUAUCAAUUAAAGUGUAUGACGUACAAAAGAUACACCUUCCAGAUCCAGAAAAAUCCCUCAUUUUCUUCAUGUCUCAAAAGUGUGAUGGUCUCCGGUAUUUUGAAUCAGCGCUCCACAGAGGAUGGUUCAUUCACACUAUAAAUGAUAAUGUUGUGAAAAUGAAAAGAGACAAUGAAACAUCCAGCAGUUGCUUUGUCUUAGAGUGA
Messenger RNA from Puntigrus tetrazona (Sumatra barb), 2146 nucleotides. RefSeq lists its product as uncharacterized. The transcript has 12 exons. Gene Ontology annotation, biological process: cytokine-mediated signaling pathway; positive regulation of gene expression; immune response. The coding region runs from base 71 to 2146 and encodes 691 amino acids. Gene Ontology annotation, molecular function: cytokine activity. NCBI's taxonomy places the organism in Eukaryota, Metazoa, Chordata, Actinopteri, Cypriniformes, Cyprinidae. The record is from RefSeq and is a predicted model, not a curated record.